Molecule: messenger RNA, 324 nt
Organism: Populus trichocarpa (black cottonwood)
Lineage: Eukaryota; Viridiplantae; Streptophyta; Magnoliopsida; Malpighiales; Salicaceae
Product: putative glycine-rich cell wall structural protein 1
Exons: 1
Coding region: 1-324 (107 amino acids)
Source: RefSeq, a predicted model, not a curated record
AUGGUGGAACCUUGGGAGAUCUUUCUUAUACUUGUGUGCUCACUAUUUGCUUUCUGUGUUCUUUUGAAGUUACUAGGAGUUGGUGGUAGGCUCAACAGCACCUGUGGUUGUGGUGAUGGUAAUGGUGAUGAUGGUGGGGAUGGGGGUGGUGGGGAUGGGGGUGGUGGUGAUGAUAGUGAUGAUAGUGAUGAUGGGGGUGAUGGUGAUGAUGGUGGGGGUGGGGGUGGGGGUGGGGGUGGCGAUGGGGGUGGGGGUGGCGAUGGGGGUGGUGAUGGGGGUGGGGGUGGGGGUGGUGGAGGCGGGGGUGGCUGUGGGGGUUGCUGA